Molecule: messenger RNA, 1723 nt
Organism: Nelumbo nucifera (sacred lotus)
Lineage: Eukaryota; Viridiplantae; Streptophyta; Magnoliopsida; Proteales; Nelumbonaceae
Source: RefSeq, a predicted model, not a curated record
UCUGUCAAUGGUGAUGCUGUUGAUGUCGUAAACUCCUACCUAUUCUCGACAUCGAUCAAUCCUCUCCUUAACGUUCUUGUCUUCCUCUGCAAAGACUGCUGCUUCUUUCACCAUCAUCUCAAUCCCUUCCUGAUUAAGACUGCAGACAUCAUUUGUACUAUAAUUCCACUCUUCCCUGUUUGAAGCCUUGUCCUCUGCCUUCUUAGCACUCACUGUAGCGCGUGCAUGAUUGCAUCAACAUCAAACCUCUUAUCCUACGUUGAAAAGCAAAACCCCUCUAAACAAAUCAAAAUUGAGCACAGAAUCAACACAGUCUCUUGUUUGAAACUUAUUGGACGGAGACUCAAAAGCAGAGUGUUGCAGGGAUCAACCUUGUCACAACCCCACCAACAGACUCAAUUACCAGAAAAUAUAGUGCAACAUCGAGCGAAAAGGAUGCCUGCAAAUAACCAGAAAGAACAAGAACACAGCAAAGGAACAUGGGCAAUCGCCCUGUUUAACAGUGACAUCGCAUCACCUUUAUGAUUUUUGCAUUGAGAAUUCCCCCAUGGAAGCAGAAGCUUCGUAAGGAAUUCAACAGCGAUAUCAUAAAUCAAAGGGUUUUGGAUUUAUAAAGGUAAUAACUGUUUGUUCUUCAGUUCUUGUUGACUGGGCAAUCCGAAUUCGAUCCGUCUAUGAUUUGGAUGUACCAUAUAUCCGAUUCGAUCCGAUCCGAUUGCUGAGAUUUUAAGCCCUUGGACCGGGCCACGUAAAAGAAGGUUCACCGCCAUUCUUGGCCAUUUGCGUUCUGGCGCUGAGAGAGCAGAGCAGAAUAUAUGAAUGAAUUUUCUCAAACCCAUCACUACACUCCAUCCCUGUAUCUUCUCUCUCUCUCUCUCUCUCUCUCUCUCUCUCUCUCUCUCUCUCUCUCUCUCAAUCAAAUCUCACUUAGACUUGUCUGAAUAGAUGCUCUGUAAUUUGGUUACCUUGCUUGCUCUGUAAAUAAAGGCAUUGCUUCUCCCCCUUUUUUUGGAUUAAAGCGAGACCCGCCGAAUUUCAGAAACCAACCCAGCAACUUCUAGAGUUUUCUGAGAAAAUAGAAAUGUUGAUUACUUGAUUUACCGAGUAGGAGGAGGAAGAGAAGGUUUCUCCAGUGAAGAAGAGUUGUCCGGCGGUGAGUUGGUAUUGUUUCCUCCUCGAUUUCUCGGCCCACUCGAAAAUGAGCCAGCAGGAAUCGUUUAUCUACAGCUUCGUGGCUCGAGGGACGAUGAUCUUGGCUGAGUACACUGAGUUCACUGGCAACUUCCCUGCCAUCGCGUCCCAGUGCCUUCAGAAGCUCCCCUCCUCCAACAACAAGUUCACCUACAACUGCGAUCACCACACCUUCAACUUCCUCGUCGAAGACGGCUACGCAUAUUGUGUUGUUGCCAAAGAAUCCAYUGGGAAACAGGUGUCUAUAGCUUUUCUUGAACGCAUAAAAGCAGACUUCAAAAAGAGAUAUGGUGGGGGUAAAGCUGAUACAGCCGUUGCCAAGAGUCUUAACAAGGAGUUUGGCCCAGUUAUGAAAGAGCACAUGCAAUAUAUCAUUGACCAUGCUGAAGAGAUUGGGAAGCUUUUAAAAGUGAAGGCUCAGGUUUCAGAAGUGAAAAGUAUUAUGCUGGAAAAUAUAGACAAGGUAUAUUUACUGGCAUUUUACACUGUCCUAAAACUAAUAUGCACACGUCUACUGAUUAUUGAAACCUGA